Messenger RNA from Rhizoctonia solani, 609 nucleotides. RefSeq names its product NAD(P)H:quinone oxidoreductase, type IV. Lineage: Eukaryota; Fungi; Basidiomycota; Agaricomycetes; Cantharellales; Ceratobasidiaceae. Bases 1 to 609 code for a protein of 202 amino acids. The record is from RefSeq and is a predicted model, not a curated record. The transcript is spliced from 5 exons. Gene Ontology annotation, molecular function: NAD(P)H dehydrogenase (quinone) activity; FMN binding.
AUGGCUCCUCGCGUUGCAAUCAUCAUUUACAGCAUGUACGGCCACAUUGCCAAGCUGGCUGAGUGCGUAAAGGCCGGCGUGGAAUCUGCUGGUGGUAGCGCCACGAUCCACCAAAUUGAAGAGACGCUCCCCGCAGAUGUUCUCGCUAAGAUGGGUGCCAACAAGCCCAGCUACGAGAUUUUCAAUCCCAACGACCUCGUCAACUACGACGCAUUCUUGUUCGGUGUACCCACUCGUUACGGCAACUUCCCCGCCCAGUGGAAGGCCUUCUGGGACAGGACCGGUGGCCUCUGGAUGAAGCAGGCGCUCCACGGAAAAUACGCAGGUGUGUUCGUGAGCACCGGUACUCCUGGCGGAGGACAGGAACAAACCAUUUCGAACUCGAUUUCGACUUUUGCGCACCACGGCCUCAUCUUUGUUCCUCUCGGAUACUACUCCACGGCCUACCCCCACCUCACCAGCUUUGAGAAGCCUCAUGGUGGAUCUCCUUGGGGAGCUGGUGCAUUCGCGGGUGCUGAUGGCUCUCGCCAACCUAAUGAAAUCGAGACGGCUAUUGCUCAAGCCCAGGGCGAGGCAUUCUGGAAAACCAUUUCCAAGGUCGCGUUUUGA